CCGAGGAACCCGACACAACUUUUCAGGUCGGUUACAUUUUAUUUACACGUUGUGUCUUUUUAAUGCAUUUCCUUGUGUUGUUUGUUAAAUCUAAGAUCGGGAAUGGGUGCUCGAUGUAUUGCUUCUGAACUGCUUCUAUAAAAUGUUUUGUGAUUUUACAAUCUCUUGCUUUUAAUUAAACGCUUGUACAAAUUAUUCUGCAAUAUAAGACUCGUAUUUUGGUGGGAAAAAAGUUUCAUAAAGUUUUCAAGUGGGAUUUUUCAGGCAUGUUAAGACCCAGAUAUACUAAUUAAUAUCAAUAUUCUCUUUUUAAUUAAUAUUUUUCAGCGUGGGGAAAAUAAAAAUAGCAAAGUUGGCAAUAUUCAGAACUAUUUUUCUAGAUCCUCACAGUACUAAAUAGAAAACAUUCUCUCUGCUUUAUAUCUUAGAUGGAAUCAGCAGAUCUAAUACUACUAUAUAGGAAUAAGCGCUAACUUAUAAUAAAAUACAGUUUUAAGUUAUAAUUUGCCAAUUAAAUUAUAAACCAUUGUGUUUCAGGAAUAUCAAUAUUGUAUGAUGUGCCUUAUUAAACUUCCAAUUCUAUAAAACAUUUUGUAGUUAUUUGGAGCAGUAUUCCAGUAGAAGAAUUAAAGCUAAAACAAUAAUUAAAAAAUAAUAAUUAAAAUAAUGUAUAGAAUGUGCAUUUGAUUGUAUCCUAAGACAUAGUAUUGCAAAGGGCCUUUCAGAACGAACUACUCUGGUAAGAAAAGGAGAAGGUUAAUGGUUAGAAUGCACAGUAGUCGAGUCAAAUGAAGAAUCUGAAGUUUGUAUGCAAUACAUCAGUAAAGUCAGCUGAUUGUUGAAAAACGUGUUUUUGUUUUUAAUUUUACCAAAAAUAUUGCACUGCAUAAAAUGUAUAAAUUCAGGAUUUCUUUGGCCAUCUCUAAAAAUAAUAAACGGCUAUUGUCAUACGAGUGUUUUAUAUAACAAUGCUGAGCAGGAGAAACUUGCUGAAGGAAAGCCUUUUCAGAUUUAGGAAUUGGCACAAUUUACUUUACAGUACAAUUAAAAAAGACUGAACGCAAUGAAAUCUUUCGAGGAAUUUACACAGCACGUAGUACUUAAUCAUAGGCUUUUAUGUGGAGGUAAAUGUAUAGUUAUGAUUCUGUAUGAAUCUGUUUUGUUGUUGUGGAGUUUAAAAUGAAAUAGUAUUUUUAUUUUUGCAAAAUGAGAAUGUCGAUAAACAGGAAUUUUAAUCUGAUGACUAAACUAUAGAAAAGCUGAUAUUUUUAUCCUUUCUAUUUUGGAUCUAUGAAUUUUUCUAAUGCAGAAUGUAUCGAGGUAUCGUUGAGAAUUUUGUUCUAGACAGAAUAUACGUUGGUGCCAAGUAAAUUUGAUGUAACAUUUGUUUAGAGUACUUAAUUUGCCCAAUGUGUCAGCAGCAACUGUGGUUUGGCAAAGUUACAAUGCUUAAAUCAAAAAACAGAAAAAAUAACAACUUUAGCAUGGGUUUUUAAAGUGAAGCACGUGUUGCAGGUGAACAAAUAUACAUGGAAAUGUAUUUUCAUUCUUCCACAGAUUCCGAGAUUAAUGACUUUACAUUUGCCUGGGGAGAGACAUUUUCAUACACCUUUCUUUAACUUGUCCAAUUUACUGGUUCUGCUUUUCAUCCAUGUGUUUUAUAUUGCAAGCUUAGUGAAAGUGUGUGAUAAAGACAUUAGUGGGAGUUAUACUGUGACUAAAAUAGAAUUUAUGCUUAGUUACACUACCCCCAACACAUACACUACCCCAACACUUACAUUAUCCGUCGUCCGUUAACCCUUACACUACCCCACUUACAUUAUCCCUCGUCCAUAAAACCUUACACUACCCCAACACUUACAUUAUCCCUCGUCCGUUAACCCUUACACUACCCCAACACUUACAUUAUCCCUCGUCCAUUAACCCUUACACUACCCCAACACUUACAUUAUCCCUCGUCCCUUAGCACUUAUUCACCACAAUACUUAUAUUUUCAUUGUCUUUAACCAUUACCCCUGGCUCUUUACACUUCCAUACUAACCCUGGCCUUGAAUCCCUAUAUUGCCAUAAUAUACUCUGAAUGGCUUUAACCCUUAGUGUUUUAACAUACUAUUCCUUGCUUUUAACACCUACAUUACCUUAACAUACUACUCCUUGCUGUUAACCCCUAGAUUUCCAUUUUACCCCUUACUUUUAACCCAUACAGUGCUGUAACAUACCACCCCUUACCCUUAAAUCCCUACACUACACCUAACAUAAUAACCUAGUAUAGAAAAUAUCAUGUAAUAUUAAGGAUACAUAUGGAAAUGUGCAUUAUGGAAUAAUAAUGGCAUACAGGGUCUUGGUGACGUUUACAAACCGUUCUACUUUCAUUAUAAUGAUUUAUUAUGUCUCCAGAAUCCCGUGAUCGCAUUACUUUUCCAUACUACAUGCAGUUUCACAGUUCUGUAUCCUUUAAAUAUAAUGCUGCAUAGCUUUACCAUACCUGUGUCACAUUGUGGAACUUUCCCUUAGACCGAACAAGUAGAUUCGCUUCCCAGAUUCAAAUUCAAAAUAUGCAAGUUUUGGUUGUUUUCAUCCCUUCCUUCCCAUGUUUUUGUGGAUUUCCUCAAUGAAUUUCAGAUUUUAGACGAAAAUAGUCAAAGUGGAGCCAUAGCUGGCUUAGAGAAUUUUUCCUUGAAAGUGAAAUUCCCUUUGAAAACACAGGUUUUGCCAUUUUUGGACUCUUUAGUAUAACAGUAGCUUUGGUUCAAACAAUCCUUUCAUAUCUACUGGCCCUGGUGUCAUUUUUAUUUUUUCCAAUUCAUUUAAGUUUGCCCUGUUUGUAAAUCCUUCACAAAAGUAUUUUUGGCAACGUGCUUUAGUCACUUUUUUAUAACAGAAUUUUAAGGAGAUGUGCGGAUGUAUUCAUUUGUUUCUCUUAUUCUUACAUGAUAAUUACUGUUACAUUUGUUUUUUUUUCUUUAAAUCUAUUAAAAACCAAGGUACUUGUAUUUUCAUAAAAAUUUAAUUUGCAUACCACACAAAAUGACCCCAAAUUAGCCUGAAUUUAAACAUUUUCAGUCUUGGUGACUGAAUAAGAAUGUCAUGAAGUGCCUCCCCUGCCCCAUACAAUGUGCAUUAAUACUAUUAAAUAAAUGGCAAACCAAUGGUCAUUUUUAUAGUACUUUGUAUAAUGUAAUUUUUGUAAUAAUAUCGGACAGUUUAAACCUGAAGGAUACUAUUAACUUUUUGCUUGUUUUCCAGACAUCCUGUGAUCUAGAAGUUAUUCUUGUUGCAGUAGAGACCUCUCUGAUUUUGGGGAGACCCUGUGUAAAGAGUCUAGAACUUUAUUUGUUCUAUAUUGUAAUAGAAUCGCAGAAAGAGCUACUGCGCUAAUUUUACAUUUGAAGAAUUCAUCCUUUUUCCCCAACUAUGUCAUUUUGGGCUCUGUCAAAAAGGUGUUAAGAAUUCCCUUUAUUUCAUGCCUGAGGAGCACAUACUAGAAUAGUGGUAGGCAACCUUCGGGUGCUCUUACACCCAUAAUGCUGGUAAAGCAUUAUGGGAGGUGUAGCCCAAAACAUCUGGAGUGCUGAAGGUUGCCUAUGCCUGAUCUAGAAAGUCUCCACAGAGAUAUAUCUGGCUUUUACAGUAUGGACGUGGGGUUUUAUAUUAUAUAUAUUUACAUUUUGCGACUUUAUGAAUAUACAUUCUUUUACAAUAUUUGGUGUUUGAAAUAAAACCUAUUUAAAUGACCAGCCUGACAGCACCAUUGGGUCUGUUGCACAGUUGGCAUGGCAUUGUCAAUGUUGCAUUUUACUAACAUGAUCUUUCUUUAAAUAGUUUUGCAUAGAAUCCGGUGUCAUCGGGGAGAAUGAAUAGGUGUGGAGUAACGUUGGUGUCCGUUCACAUUCUGGUCUUAACCUUGUGCGUGAAUACUCUUGCCACAUCCAAUAUAAGCCUGCGGACAUUUAUUGGCUGCGCCGUGAGGGAAUUCACCUUUCUGGCCAAGAAACCUGGGUGUAAAGGUCUACGUGUCACCACUGAUGCCUGCUGGGGGCGCUGUGAAACCUGGGAGGUGAGCAUUUUGAUACAGUACAGAAAUAGGUUUACUCAGAACAUAUGUCAUGGAAAUGAAUCAGUCUUAUUAUUUUCGGUUAUCCGGUGCAAUAUUUUACCCUGCUAAGCUUUUUUUGCUCAUACAUGAUCCAUGAGAUUUUAUAUAUCACACAACUACUAAAUCUCUGAAAAUACAAUAUUUGCAUGAAAAUGCUUUAAGGAAACUUUUAUACUCACCAGAACAAAUACACUAAGCUGUAGUUGUUCUGGUGACUAUAGUGUUCCUUUAACUGUGCCUUCAUUUGGUUGGGGAACCCCACAUCAGGCUAUCAAAUGAUGGUAGUAAUCUACUAAAAAUGUGGCUCCAUUAAAUAGGUGAUCCCAUUUAACAGCACCCUAAUUUGGCAUCAUAGGCAGAAGAACCCCCCAUUAGAGUACCAUGUUAAGAGCGCCAUCUACUAAACCGUACCCUUUAGGGAAUAAUGGAUGGACACAUUUUAGGUCUUCAAGAAUUUGACAAGUUUUUGUAUUACUGAAACUGAAAACAAACUUUUUUUCCUCCUUGCACAUGUCUAUUAGUCACCUUGGUUAAGGCGAUCCCAGAGGAAUGUUAAGAUGGGAACCCAGACCGUAGCGGGGUUAUUUGUUUUAGAAUGGGUGUGAUCACUUGGUGUUUGAAGGACGAAGGUAAAUUGCCAUUGGAAAGAGAUUGUAGCUUGUAGUCAACAAUGGAACUGUCCCAGAUAACAGAUUAAGUAAGGUAUAAGGCACAUGGUAGGGCAGAAACAGGGAAAGGGAUUUAAGCGUAGAAGAGGAGGCCGGUCAAAGACAUUCAUGGAAAGAAACAAGCAAGGUAAUUUCUUUUAGGAUGUUGUCAAUCUUUUCUAUGAAGUAGGAUGCAAAAUUGACAGCAGUGAGAUUAGUAAAUGGUGGAUGCAAUAUGGGGAACAUUAGUGAGUUAAGUUUUAAACAGGUGUUUGGGGUUGUGUGAGAAAGUGUAGAAUAUGGAGGUAAACUGUUUGUGUGGCAAAGGUGCAGGUCCUGGAACAGAGCAUAUUAAUGCAGGAAGUCAGGACGCCUGGAUCACUUGCUCCUGUAAUGUUCUGCCACACUUGAGCACUUUUGGAGGUACAACCUGGUGCUUUGUACAUCUCUUUAGCCAAAGUCACUUAAGCAUGCACACAAACUCUCUCAUUUCACUAUGGAAAUAACUUGGACAUUCGUUUAAAAUUCUAUAAUAGAGACUCAAGCUGCAAUAAGUUGUUUUCAUAGCCAUUGCAAUAGGUUACGAGUCUUCAAGAUGUAAAUUACAUGUAUGCAUUUUGUCUACAUGGACAAAGGUCACACUUUUGCCAAAAAGAUGUAGCUCUGUCUGUUGUGUUUUAGAUGCUGGAUUGUAAUUUAAUUUUCCCUGGUUUGUUUUGUGAUUGCAGAAGCCUGUUCUGGACCCCCCUUACAUUGAAGCUUACCAUAGAGUGUGCACAUACAAUGAAACAAAGCUGGUUACCAUCAAGUUACCAAACUGCGUUCCCGAUGUUGAUCCUUCAUUUACCUAUCCCGUGGCAAUUCGAUGUGACUGUGGCAUCUGCUCCACAUCAACCACCGAGUGUGAAACCAUUUGAGAAUUCAGUUUUGUAAGAUUUAGAACGAAACCCACGUAUGGCAUAAAUUAAAGUCAUUUUAAAGGUGCACCUUAGAAUGUAGCAGAUAAGACAUCCGUAAAUUAAAGUGUAGCAAUGUUGACAUAAUGAUAUAACUAAGAUUAAAUUGCUGUUUGUUGAUAGCUCACGAGCCUGAAAGCUUCACUACGCUGAGCCCUGACUGUCAAAAGAAUAGUUGGUCCAUAAUGUAAGUCAAUUCAAUUUCUCUGUAUUUUCAUGUAAAUGUAAAUACAUAAAAAUUUAAUUGUACUUCGUAUAAUAAACAUACAUACACA
Messenger RNA from Pelobates cultripes (western spadefoot toad), 5974 nucleotides. Lineage: Eukaryota; Metazoa; Chordata; Amphibia; Anura; Pelobatidae. The record is from the annotation of a GenBank genome assembly.